Dissoconium aciculare CBS 342.82 is the source of this 1536-nucleotide messenger RNA. RefSeq names its product acetyl-CoA synthetase-like protein. NCBI's taxonomy places the organism in Eukaryota, Fungi, Ascomycota, Dothideomycetes, Mycosphaerellales, Dissoconiaceae. Gene Ontology annotation, molecular function: CoA-ligase activity. Gene Ontology annotation, biological process: secondary metabolic process. Bases 1 to 1536 code for a protein of 511 amino acids. The record is from RefSeq and is a predicted model, not a curated record. The transcript is spliced from 3 exons.
AUGCCGUUCCUUGCUCAACAACAUGUUCCGAUCCCUACCAAGGACAUCUUGUCUUGGACCUUUGAUGAGUUGAGCUACGGUUUGGACAAGCCAAUUUACAUCGAUGCUCAGGACCCGUCCCGAUACUACACAGCUCGUACGGCGCGGACAUUAAUCCGACAAUUAGCUGCUGGUUUUCGAGCCAUUGGCGUCAGACCCGGUGACUGCGUGUCUAUACACAGCUUCAACGACAUCUGUUAUCCCCUAUUUUUCCUCGGCUUGAUAGCAGCAGGGGGCAUCUUCGCGGGUACGAAUCCAGCGUACACCGCUCACGAGCUGGCACACGUUCUCAAGACUGCCCGAGUCAAAUAUGUCUUGACUCAACCUCAAUUCCUCAAGAGCGUUCUCAAAGCUACUCAAGCGACCGGCAUUCCUCGAGAAAGAGUCAUCAUUUUCAAUCCCAAAGGAGAAGACGCUCCGGAUGGCUUCGCACAUUGGCAAGAUCUCCUGAAACACGGAGAGAGUGAUUGGAUUCGUUUCGAUAGCUAUAACGAUUCGUACAACGCUGGCGCUGCUCGUCUAUUCUCUAGUGGGACUACAGGCUUACCAAAGGCCGCUGAACUAAGUCAUUACAAUCUAAUUGCUCAGCACACCCUUGCCGUUGAAAUAGAAAAGCGUCCUUAUGAGAUCAGACGGCUCGUGGCACUCCCUCUGUUCCAUGCCGCCGUAGCUCCGCUGACGUUCUGCACACCACUUCGCCAAGGAGAGUCGACAUAUAUCUUCCCUCGCUUCGAUCUCGAGACAUGGCUCGAGGCACAGAGCAAAUAUCAAAUCACCGAGCUCGCCGCGGUCCCGCCCAUCGUUGUCCUCGCCGUGAACAGUCCUCUAAUCGAGAAAUUCAGCCUCAAGUCCAUCCGGAUGGCCGCCUGCGGAGCAGCGCCCCUCGACAAAGACAUGCAAGCCCGCUUGAAGAAAUAUUUGAAGGACGACGUACCCUUUACGCAAGUUUGGGGCAUGACGGAGUUGAGCUGCAUGUGUACGAGACACCCCUGGCCCGAUCACGACACCACUGGUAGCAUCGGUGUACCGCUUCCGAACAUCGACGUGAAGUUGGUCGACGAUGAUGGCAGGGACAUCACUGCAUAUGGGGUUCGUGGUGAAAUCUGUAUUCGCGGGCCGACAGUAAUCAGGGGCUACUUUGAAAACCCAGGUGCCAACAAGCAGGAUUGGGACGAGGAUGGUUUCUUCCACACCGGGGACAUAUGCUACGUUGACGAGAAGACUGGGUUCUACUACAUUGUAGAUCGAAAGAAGGAAUUGAUCAAAGUCCGCGGCUUCCAAGUCGCCCCGCCCGAACUCGAAGGCGUUCUCCUCGCACACCCUCAGAUCGUCGACUGCGCCGUCAUUGGCGUGCCCGAUCCCCGACUUAAGGGUGGGAUCGUGUUCGUUCCGGCGAUCCCGAAGAAUGCAUCGGGGAAGAUUCUGAAGAAAGAUCUCAGGGAGCGGGCGAAGUCGGAGAUGCUGAGAGAGAAGAGGGAGGGGGAUGCGAAACUGUGA